Onychomys torridus (southern grasshopper mouse) is the source of this 1759-nucleotide messenger RNA. RefSeq names its product biogenesis of lysosomal organelles complex 1 subunit 3 (gene Bloc1s3). The record is from RefSeq and is a predicted model, not a curated record. NCBI's taxonomy places the organism in Eukaryota, Metazoa, Chordata, Mammalia, Rodentia, Cricetidae. Gene Ontology annotation, cellular component: BLOC-1 complex. The coding region runs from base 114 to 704 and encodes 196 amino acids. The transcript is spliced from 2 exons.
CCGCUUUCCUAUUGGCCGGACCUCGAUCAUGUGACUCUACGCGGAGAAACACCUUCACUUCCGCCAGGAGACGGAUCCCUCGGGUUCGGAGCUUCGGAGACCUGCUCCGCGCCAUGGCGUCGUCCCAGGGUCGGCGGCGGAGACCGGGGACGGUGGUGCCGGGGGAAGCGGCGGAGACCGACUCGGAACUGUCUGCGUCCUCGUCGGAGGAGGAGGAGCUCUACCUGGGCCCCUCGGGCCCGACGCGCGGCCGCCCCACGGGGCUCCGCGUGGCCGGGGAGGCAGCGGAGACCGACUCGGAACCGGAGCCCGAGCCCACGGCCGCGCCGGGAGACCUGCCCCCACUCGUGGUGCAGCGCGCGGCGGCGGAGACGUGGGGCACGGAGGAGACCCCGGUCGUAGCGCCUGCGCGCUCGCUCCUGCAGCUCCGGCUGGCCGAUAGCCAGACGCGCCUGGACCACGACGUGGCGGCGGCGGUGAGCGGCGUGUACCGCCGUGCCGGCCGCGACGUGGCCGCCCUGGCCGGGAGGCUGGCGGCUGCCCAGGCCACGGGGUUGGCGGCCGCCCACAGCGUGCGCCUGGCUCGCGGGGACCUCUGCGCGCUCGCCGAGCGCCUGGACAUCGUGGCUGGCUGUCGCCUGCUGCCGGACAUACGAGGGGUCCCGGGCAUCGAGCCGGAGCGGGACCCGGGAUCGAGAGCUUAGGCUGACGACACUGUGUGUGUCCUCCCCACCCUCCUACCCCGCACCUGACUCUGUGAUUCCGGAUCACCGGGGCCCCCAAUGCGUGGUAGCCUCUGGUCUGUGCCGACAGGAGCCGAGUCCUGGCAUUUUCUUUGGUUUGGCCUGGUUUUAUUCGUAGCACAAUUCUGGGAUCCCCACCCCCAAACUCGGUCCAGGUUUUGUGGACAUCAACUCUGGUCUGUUUCCUCAAUCAAGCUUUACUCUGGGGCUAGGCUGGGCUUUGAUUUCUCUUGUGAAACCUCCCUGGGUCUAGGCUGGGGUGCGGGGUGGGGGCUGGGGGUCCCUCUAGUUUACAUCCUCAAAGGAUGCCUGCCACACCGGACCCAAGGAGACCUUCCUACACACCCUGCAGCCCCUGUGGCCAGAUGAAGGAACCCAGCUAGACUUGCCUGGGGCAGCGCCCCCUGGUGCUUUGGUCGCUACAAGACAUGACUCCACACAAAACCUGCCACCCACUGUGUUAGGUUCUGGAUCUCUGACCUCUCUGGGCACUGAGGAUCACAGUUUCAUUUCCGCUUGUUUGCGUCCCGACUUUACGCUCUUGGCCCUAUCACAUGCACUCCCUUUGUCUUAUCGCCUGGUCCCCCUUAUCCCAGUCCCAAGCUGACUUGUAGGAUGGAGAGGGAGGAGAGAAACUCUCUGACAGGGGGCAUUUCCCCAUGAAGUCACUUCCGGGGUCUCCCCUUCUAAGCCGAGGGUGAGUGGAAUGGUGGUUUCUCCGGAGAAGGGUCCCAGAGGCACCUGCCUAGCUAUGGAAGGUGAAGCUGGGCCCUGGAGAGGCGGUAUCGGCACCGACAGUCCCUACAUUGGUUCCCGACACCUUGGCAGCUCGCAGCCAGCUGUAACCUCAGCACCAGUUUAUCCAACGCCCCCUGCUGGCCUUCGUGGGUACCUGCACGCUGGUGCACAUACUUCCCCACCACCACCACAUAAAAAUCUCAAGGGCUCUUAGAAAAUCAGAGCACGGGGAUGGAGAGAUGGUUCAGCACUUAAGAGCACUGGCUGCUCUUCCAGAG